This is a messenger RNA of Psammomys obesus (fat sand rat), 471 nucleotides long. Its product is annotated as coiled-coil domain-containing protein 30-like. The record is from RefSeq and is a predicted model, not a curated record. Lineage: Eukaryota; Metazoa; Chordata; Mammalia; Rodentia; Muridae. The coding region runs from base 1 to 471 and encodes 156 amino acids. The transcript has 4 exons.
AUGAAAGACCAAGAGGCAAUUAAUGCACAAGAUUUUAAUGAGAUAUUGAAAAUGAGCCAAGAAAACAUUAAAGUAUUGGAGAGUGACUUGUCAGAAGAGGGAGAGAAGAGACAGCAACUGACCUCUGCUUUUAUUACUCUUCAGAAGUCCUUGAAAGUGGAUAGAGAGGAAUUCCAAAAAUCGAAAUCAGAACUCCUGUGCCUUUAUAAGGAAAUUCAAAAUCUUCCAAGGGCUGAGGGCAGAGACCAGUUUUUAAUAGCAUAUAACCUGCUACAAAGAGAGAAUUCUGAAUUAGAAGACAAGGUCUUGAAGUUUUCACAAGAACUGGAACAGUUAAAGUAUUGUUCUGUAGGGGACAAAACUGCUAGUUUAAUGACAAGUGAAAACCUCUGUGAAGAUCUGGUGUCUAAAGCGCCACCUUUGGAAGUAGAGAUUCUGAGCCCGAGCGAAGAAAGGCAGGCACUCUGGUAA